Messenger RNA from Salvia splendens (bonfire salvia), 684 nucleotides. RefSeq lists its product as uncharacterized. The record is from RefSeq and is a predicted model, not a curated record. Lineage: Eukaryota; Viridiplantae; Streptophyta; Magnoliopsida; Lamiales; Lamiaceae. The coding region runs from base 1 to 684 and encodes 227 amino acids. The transcript is spliced from 2 exons.
AUGGUUUUCGCAAAAAGUGCCCAGCCCCUGACGAAACUUUUUCCGAAUAACAUGAAGUUUGAGUUCUCUGAUGGCUGCAAGGCUGCGUUCCCAAAUGACCGAUUGAUAAACUUUCCAAAAAUACGUGCCCCCGGCUGGAAUCACCCCUUUGAGGUGAUGUGCGAUGCUAGCAAUCAUGCUGUAAGGGCAGUAUUAAGUCAGAAAAUCCAAGGGGAGAGUUACAUUUCCCUCUACGUGUCAGAAACAUUGAAUCGGGGACAAAGGAACUAUGAUGCGACCGAAAAGGAAGUGCUAUCAGUAGUCUUUGCAUUUGGAAAGUUUGGACGAUACCUACUUGGUUCCAGGGAGUUUGAAUGGGAAGUAGUGGAUAAGAAAAGAUGUGAGGACAGAGAGGUGAAUCACCUGCGCCGAAUUCUGCGAGAAGGAAACAAGGAAACCAUUCCAGCCGAUUUCUCUGAAGGGCACAUGCAUCUAAUCAAGUCACUAUCUGAAGAACAGCGGAUCUGCCAGGAAGGGAAAAUUGAUCAAAGCAAACAGAGAAGCUGGGGACAACACGCACAGAAAAGGGCAGUGUUUGCAGAUAUGGCCGCCUACUUGGUAGCAAGCGAGUUGACAGGAAGGGACGGAAUGGAGGCGUUUGUAGUGGGCGACAUUCCACUACUAAUGCCUAGCUCGCACCAAUGA